This is a messenger RNA of Cylicostephanus goldi, 513 nucleotides long. NCBI's taxonomy places the organism in Eukaryota, Metazoa, Nematoda, Chromadorea, Rhabditida, Strongylidae. The record is from the annotation of a GenBank genome assembly.
AUGCUUGAUGAAAAUUACGACAAAUUCACGCAGAAGAGCCCAAUCUUCAAUCUCUAUAUUCGGCUGGAUAUUCCUGAAAAAGCUGCUAUUACGACACCAAAGCCCAAAAGCGAAAUUCCAUUUCCUACGCUCAUACACGAUUCAGCAAUAAGGCAAGCAUUGGCUGCUGAUGAUGAGAAGGUUUUUGAAACGAGCAGUGCUCCCUUCAGUGAGAAUAACGACAUCGGAGAGCAUGCAAGCACUAUCGUACCGACUGCCCUGACAACCUUCACAUCUUUUCGAGGGUCAACUGCAUCAGUCAAAGUCGAUUACUUUGGCAGAUCUGGCCAAACAGACUCGAAAUUCAAUCCAUUACUCAAGUUCAGGGAGCCGCUUGGACCGAAUUCUUCUGAUGAAUUAAACUUGAAAAGUGCUGUUCCAAGAAAUUCCAGUGCGAUCAUUUCCGAUCCUGAACUACAGCAGCUGUCAGACUACGAAGCAAUUCCACGAUUAGCUUUGCCUUCGGAACGCAUC